AACAACGUCCUGCGUUCAUGACACAGGUAUGCUGGCUUUCGGUUCAUCCUAACAAUUAUUUGAUUUACCCACGAUAGCAGCAAGGAGAACGGCAUAAAAGACAGCACACGCUACAACUGGGAGAUGGACCAUAGCUGCGGCAAACUAAACAUCACAGAGGAGGUUAAGACGGUGCAGAUGGUGCUCUCCGUUCCGACCUUCGUUCUGGGGCUCAUGGGUAACGUGGCGGUGCUGGCGAUGUUCUUCUGCAGACGAGGACAAUCCUGGACCUACAUGAUGGUGUACAUCACAAACAUGGCGUUAGCCGACUGCACCAACCUGGUCUUUCUGCCAUUCAGAAUGUACUUCUACCGGAACGAAUUGCCAUUGGAAAUGAUUGACUUCUGCUUGGUUCUGAUCUCAGUUUACUUCGUGAACAUGUACGUCAGCAUCUACACCAUCACGGCCAUAAGUGUGGUGCGCUAUUUGGGUAUAAAGUACCCUUUCAAAGCCAAAGAGAUCCUGUCUCCAUGGAAGGCCCUCCUUGUGUGUGCAUUCAUAUGGGUUCUUCUUUGCUCCCUUAGCACAUGCUUCCACUUCGUGGACACUCCAGGGAAGAACGCGACCCACAUCACUUGUUUCCAAAAAAACAGGGAGACGCCUUUGCCCAUUCACUUCAUACUAGCAUUGGAGCUGUUGGGCUACGCUCUGCCCCUUAUCACGAUGAGCUUCUGUUCAGUCCAAGUCAUCCGCACCUUGUCGAAGCAGACCAGGGCAAGCUCUCAGAUGGACAAGAAGAUCCAGUGCAUCCGCAUCAUGGCAGCAAACUGGGUCGUCUUUGUCGUAUGUUUUACCCCGAUUCAUUUUGGGUUCCUUUUCAAGUAUAUUGUAGAGUCGCAUUGGAAGGACAACUGUGAUCUAUUAAAUGGGGCACAUAAUUUUUUGCACUUUUCCUUCGUGAUAGCGAACAUGAAUUGCUGCCUGGAUGCGUUCAGCUAUUACUUCGCCACCAAAGAUUCUUGGAAGAGGCUCUCAGCAUGCUGCCAAUCAAAAAAUGCAAUUAUUUAACAGACAUCUUACCCAAUCCAUGCGGUUUUGCAAAGGCACGUGUUGGUCCUGAUAUCCAUAAGGCAGCAUGUGGCUUCAAGUACCAAAAACACAGUUUAAAUGUCCAUUCUCCAGCACCUCUCAUGAGCCUUACCAGAACAAUGUUUCAGUGGCUGUCUUUAAGGCUCACUGACCUCAACGAACCUCCAUACCUCACUAACUGAACGCCGUCUGAACCGAGUGCUUGGAUUAGCGGAGGCCAAAAGGUGUGGCGUGCUGAUGCAUACGACCGUAUCGUUGUGAUGCCACUACUUCACAGAAUUCCAAACGGCUUGUUUAAAUGCACAUUUUCUUCGGAUUGUGUGGAUUUAUUUGAGGACUGUUCAUUGUGAUACCUUCACAGUGAUUUUGUAACACAUUUAACUGCUUAAGAAUCCACAUUACAAGGGAAAUGUCAUUUUCCAUAAUAUGGGACCUAUAAUUGAGUACUCUGUAAAGCAUGCUGAACUACAAAAUGGGUUUACACCAAUAAACAUAUUA
Conger conger (European conger) is the source of this 1566-nucleotide messenger RNA. Its product is annotated as G-protein coupled receptor 55-like. The transcript has 2 exons. NCBI's taxonomy places the organism in Eukaryota, Metazoa, Chordata, Actinopteri, Anguilliformes, Congridae. The record is from RefSeq and is a predicted model, not a curated record. Gene Ontology annotation, molecular function: G protein-coupled receptor activity. Gene Ontology annotation, cellular component: membrane. The coding region runs from base 124 to 1047 and encodes 307 amino acids. Gene Ontology annotation, biological process: phospholipase C-activating G protein-coupled receptor signaling pathway; positive regulation of Rho protein signal transduction.